AUGUCGAUAUCAAUAAUAAGUGAUAUCCGUAUCGCCGUAGACGACAUAUGUAAAGACGUCAUCAUUUCCUCAGUCAAAGUUCAGAACAGCCCCUCUUUCUGGCCCUCCCUUCCCAACUCUCAGUGUGGGGGGGUCAGACAGUCACCGAUCAACAUUGAUACUAACCAGCUGACCUUUGACCCCAGUCUCCGCAACCUCACCUUCAGUGACAUCACUAAUCCACACAGCAUCAAGUUCCUCACCAACAAUGGACACACAGUGAGCUGUGUGUUAGAGGGCCUGAUGGAGGUGAGAGGAGGGGGGCUCCCUCAUGGCUACACGGCCGUCAUGAUGCAUUUCCACUGGGGAGGCGACUCACUGUGCCACCCAGGCUCUGAGCACACAGUGGAUUCAGUCAGAUACCCCAUGGAGAUCCACCUUGUGACACUGAAGGAAGGCUUGACAAUGGAGCAGGCUAAGACUGACCCGGAGAGGAUAGCAGUGUUUGGAUUCUUCAUAGAUGUGACAGGCGACCAAUGGCAUGUGGAAUCCUGGAGGACUUUGACAUCAUAUCUGCUGAAUAUAACAGAGAAGGGUUCAUCAGUUGACAUAGUGCAGCCACUAUCCAUCAGUGAUCUGCUAGGAAGUGUGGACCUCACCAAGUUCUACCGCUACCAGGGUUCUCUGACCACCCCCACCUGCGAUGAAGUGGUGGUAUGGACCGUGUUCGAAGAGCCAAUCAAGUUACGGAGAGAUAUAGUGGAGCGGUUUCCUAAAACCCUGAAGUACAGAAACAUCUACCGGCCAGUGCAGCGCCUCAACGGGCGUCCCGUCUACGCUUCCCCCGGGGUGUCAGUGUCCCCACUGGGCCGCGUUAGCAGCGGCCAGACUUCCAGCAGAGGGGCUCUCUCGCCCAGCCUAUUACUACUGCUACUACUGGGCUGGGGGUGAGGCUGGACGCCCAGGGGAGGGGAGGUAUGCAGAAAUAACGGGUGGAGGGAAAGCAGGAGGAAAAAAGAAGAGGGUGGGGAAACUAAGUGUUUGAUACUCAAGGGGUCAUCAAUUUCAGCCAAUUUCUGUCAAUAAUAAAUGUGCUGUAUGUUCCCU
Molecule: messenger RNA, 1086 nt
Organism: Oncorhynchus tshawytscha (Chinook salmon)
Lineage: Eukaryota; Metazoa; Chordata; Actinopteri; Salmoniformes; Salmonidae
Product: carbonic anhydrase 4-like
Exons: 7
Coding region: 1-930 (309 amino acids)
Cellular component (GO): plasma membrane
Molecular function (GO): zinc ion binding; carbonate dehydratase activity
Source: RefSeq, a predicted model, not a curated record